GCCGUUACUCCCCUAAGAGAGAGGGCAGCAGCCAGAGGGGGAUCGCCCUCUGCGGCUGCUCCUGGGGCUGUGGCCAGUUGAGGUCCCAGUCAGUGCCAAGCCCAGCGACAUGACUGCAGCUCGGUGGUUUGAAACUCAGCACGUGCAGCAGGGGUGCAACACCGCAAUGGGCAACAUGGACAAGUACACAAAACACUGCAAAGACCUCAACACUUUCCUGCAUGAAGCCUCUCCAGUGUGGCCGCUGAUGAAGUUUUGGGGCGACAGGGGGACCCCCACUGUAGCCUGCAAGAAGGGCUGUGAAAACUGCCACCUGAGCCAAGGGCCUGUGUCCUUAACUACAUGUGAGCUCACCUCAGGGAAGUACCCAGACUGCUCCAGGGACCAAAGCAGGGCCCUGGUCACUCCCAGUGGACAAAGAGUCCACUCCCAGUAG
Acinonyx jubatus (cheetah) is the source of this 436-nucleotide messenger RNA. Its product is annotated as ribonuclease 8-like. Gene Ontology annotation, molecular function: RNA nuclease activity; nucleic acid binding. Bases 110 to 436 code for a protein of 108 amino acids. The transcript has 3 exons. Gene Ontology annotation, biological process: defense response to Gram-negative bacterium; defense response to fungus; defense response to Gram-positive bacterium. The record is from RefSeq and is a predicted model, not a curated record. NCBI's taxonomy places the organism in Eukaryota, Metazoa, Chordata, Mammalia, Carnivora, Felidae.